CUGGGUCUUCGGCAAUGUUCGUAAAUUUUGGCUGCUAUCUUUGGCUGCUAUUUCACACAGCUUGUCUGUGGACUGUAGAUGCAGAUGCCUUGUUGUGACUGUUGUGAUUGUGAGUGGAAAUUAAAUGUCAAUACAAUCACAAUAACCUGUAAAUUUGUAAACUUACGUUACUUACGUAAUUUAAGCCUAAAAAUCAAGCAAACGAAUAGUUUUAGAGCACACAUUAUGGGAAAGGCUUCGCAAACAGGAGGCGUCAAGCCAAUGUCCAUUGCUGGGCGAUAUGUAAGUGAAAGGGAACGUCUUCUUGGAAUGACCGAUGCUGAAAGAGCGUUUCGAAAACAAUGGCUCAAAGACCAGGAACUAUCCCCAAACGAACCGAGAAAAGUCCCUGAGAUGUACAAGGCUACUUACAAUCCAAUACGGAGGGCAUACAGAUGGCCCUUAGAUCAGUUAGCAAAGAUCAUGGAACCUGCCCUAGGAGCCCAAAGAGCCUACGUUUUCAGAUAUUUCACUGGUAAAAUCAUGCUUGGAGUUGCUGGUAUAUAUUGGGCUACUUACUACUUCAAGUAUAACAAGAGUGAUUGGACCAGGAAAGGUGGAUGGAGAGUUAUUGAAUCUGGUGAAUCUGUACAUGAAGGAGACCCAAGGUAUCCAUGGGUUUCUCCAAAAUCAAAGGGAGCUGACUAUGCUAGCAGAGGAUUCAAUGAAUUUGAGUUGAAUUUGUGAAUUAGGAGUUAUCUGAAGCAAUAAAAUAGUGAAUGCAUAUUAUCUUGUCUUCACAUUCAUUGAUCAAUCAAUCAAAUAUCAACUAGGUAUGAUUCAAAUCAAUCUAUCCACAAGAAGAUGCAAUACUGGCAAACAAUUUUACUAUAAUUAAAUACAUAAUGCUGGAUCUCCCACUCAUUUGGAAAAAGGUAUCACUAGGCAAUACAAGGUCAAUAUUUUCCAUUAUUUUAUUUUCAUGAUAUAGAAUAUAUUACUUUUCUUCUUAAAACAUAUUUUACUGUUAUAAAUAAUUUAUGGUCUGCUGUAAACCCAGCAAACCUAACACAAAAAUGCAUGAAUAUAAACUUUGUUUGGAAUGAUAUUUACAAUAAUUUCAGCACCUUCACCUGAACUUAAGCACUAAAUACAAUACAAAGAAUAUGAAUAUUGAAAAGAAGACCAUGUACAAAAUAUAAUAAUUGUGGGAGCCUCUAGAUAACCUUAAAACUUUAUUCAUAGUUGUCCCUAGGAAUCCUCCAGUUCUGUCCAUAUCGUCGUCCACAUCUCUAAGAAGCCUGUCUUGAUGUUUAACCUCAUUGCCUAUAUCAAUGGUAAGGGAUUUCAGGACACCAAUUUUUUCUUGCAGGUCAUUGGUCAUUCGAUCGUUUUCAUCUUCAAUUUCAUUGGAAUUUUGAGGUACUGGUUCAUAACUGUAAGCUGCAUGUGUUCGUCUCAUCUUAUAUGAUGCCAGAUUUGAAUUUUUCGAUAGCAGACAAUCAGAACAAUAUUAUUUUUUUUGUAAAAUAUAGAUUAAAAACUGCAUCAGAAAUAAUUUCUCAAAUGACCAGAUGACAAGACAAUGUUGACUAUUGUUGAUUUGUUGACAGUC
Messenger RNA from Phaedon cochleariae (mustard beetle), 1594 nucleotides. The record is from the annotation of a GenBank genome assembly. Lineage: Eukaryota; Metazoa; Arthropoda; Insecta; Coleoptera; Chrysomelidae.